CAAGAUUGUGGGGGGGGGGGGCAUAAAGUGUUUGAUUGCACAAAAUAAAUGUUUCAGACGAAAACAAACUCAAACAGGGACAUGCAGCUGCUGGAGAGGCAGCCACUGGGGGCGUUUUGGUCGUGUUUAAAAUACUAUGGAAUAUUAACGAUGUGUGCAUGAAAUAUUAAGACUGUAAAUAGUGAAAACUGUUUGAAUUUUUUUUAACAUUAAAGGGUACAGAAUAAACCAUGUAUUUGUUAAUGAUAAUUUUUUUUGUUUUAAAACAAUUUAAACCGGAACGUUUGAAUGGGGCUUCUUUUCAGGCCAUGAAAGCAGCUCGGUGGCACCGUGUCCCCAGGUGAGGGAAUUUUGUUUUUGUUUUUAUGUCCUACAGUCCGUGAAUGCAGCAGUGACGCGCUGCACCACUAGACAGAAGAUGGCGGACGCGCUUCACGAUGGUGACGCGAGGGCGGACAAGCCGGCGCCCAAACGCCGUCGCAUCCUGGACUCAGCGACCAUCAUCCCCGUGCCCGUCUACUCCAACAAGGUGAACAGCAGCCUUCGACUGAAUGCGGAGCGUCCGGUCUUGACGCAAAAGGAAGGAACAGAUGAAGGCGAAGUGGAUAAUCUGUGGUCGCAGAUGACGCAUCGGGAAGAGCAAGCGUUCAGAAUCACCAUCAGUGACUCUGAUGACGAACAGGAAGUAAAGGAGAGUCCUCCGCUGUCUCCGCCCCCUCCCCCAGCAGAGAUUUCCUUCCAGAAACAGUCCCGACAGUCCAAGAUGAAGAUCAAUGAAGUGGAGAGGAGGCUUCGUGCUGUCAGCGCCGCCCUCUCCCCCACGGGUGUGUCCAACAGGGGGCGCCGGCGUGCCAUCCCGGAGCAGGAUGAUGAUGACGAUGUCAUUGUGAUGGAGCCCGGGCUACAGUCAUGUGACUUGCAGGUGCUAAAGGUUCGAUGUCGCACCAACAUCUACAAGCUGAACGUCACAGCGAGUACGUCGGUGAGCCAGAUGGUGAGCCAGAUGGCAGAGAUCUUGGGCGUGCCCGCCUUCCGCCUGCGGCUCCUGAGGGAGGAGGCGGAGCUUGCUGCUGAGGCCAGCGUGGGCGAGUUGGGCCUGGACAUCGCUGACAUCUUGGCGGCCGCCAUGUCUGCGGACACGCCCGCGGCAGAUGCGACGCCGUUUAUGUCGGACGACAGUGAGGCGGCGUUGACGGAGGAGGAGGAGGAGUGUCGGGAUGCGGUCCAGGGGGAGGAGCUUAGCAGCGGCGUAUCGCCCUUGCGGGCCGUGCUCACCGUCCUCAUCCUGUGCUUUGUCAACCUACUCAACUACAUGGACAGGUUCACCAUCGCAGGUGUGCUUCCCGACAUCGAGCGUUAUUUUGGGAUCGAUGACAGCAAAUCUGGCCUGCUCCAGACGGUCUUCAUCUGCAGUUACAUGUUCCUGGCACCGCUCUUCGGUUACCUGGGCGACCGCCACAACCGCAAGAUAAUCAUGAGCGUCGGCAUCGCUUUCUGGUCCCUCGUCACACUCGCCAGCUCCUACACGCCCAAGGAGCACUUCUGGGCCCUGCUGCUGACGCGGGGCCUGGUGGGUGUGGGCGAGGCCAGCUACUCCACCAUCGCACCCACCAUCAUCGCCGACCUCUACGUCAAGGACCGCCGCACCAACAUGCUGUCCAUCUUCUACUUUGCCAUCCCCGUCGGCAGCGGUCUGGGCUACAUUGUGGGCUCCCAAGUCAGCAACGUGACCAAGGACUGGCACUGGGCUCUGAGGGUGACGCCGGCGUUGGGUCUGGUGGCCGUGCUGCUCCUGAUCCUGGUGGUGAAGGAGCCAAAACGUGGCGCUAUAGAAGCUCGGCCCGAACGUCAGCUUCAUCAAAGCGGCUGGAUCGAUGACUUGCGAGCGCUGAGCAGAAACCCGAGCUUCGUGCUGUCCACGUUGGGCUUCACGGCGGUGGCCUUCGUCACAGGCUCGCUGGCACUGUGGGCGCCCACCUUCCUGUUCAGGGCGGCCAUGUUUACGGGCGAGCGCGCGCCCUGCAUGGAGGCUCACUGCUCGUCCUCAGACAGUUUGAUUUUCGGCGCCAUCACAUGCGUGACGGGCGUGCUGGGCGUGGCCAGCGGCGUGCAGGCCAGCCGUCUGCUCCGACGCCGAACUCCGCGCGCCGACCCGCUGGUGUGCGCCGCCGGCCUGCUGCUCUCGGCGCCCUUCCUCUACCUCGCCGUCGUCUGCGCCCAGGCCAGCACCGUCGCCACAUAUGUGUUUAUUUUCCUGGGUGAGACGUUCCUGUCCAUGAACUGGGCCAUCGUGGCCGACAUUCUGCUGUACGUGGUGGUUCCCACGCGGCGCUCUACCGCUGAGGCACUGCAGAUUGUCAUCUCGCACCUGCUGGGAGACGCCGGAAGUCCUUAUCUCAUCGGAGUGGUGUCGGACUCCUUGAGGAAGUGGGAUUCCUUCCUGUGGCAGUUUCGCUCGCUUCAACUGUCUCUGCUGCUCUGCGCCUUCGUGGCCGUGGGGGGCGGAGCUUUCUUCCUCGCCACCGCCCUUUUCAUUGAGCGAGAUCGACAGCAAGCUGAGAACUUGACACCCGCAGAUGACGACGAGCCCAUCGUGGUGCCCAAAAGCGGGCGAUCCACUCUGGUUCCAGUGUCCAGCGUUCUGAUUUGAAGGGUUCUGAUUUGAACUUUGCCUCCCCUCCUUCUCUCAGUGGAAGGAAGCGGCAGAAACUUUUAUCACGGUUUUUCCUUUUACAUUUUUUUUGGGGGAGGCUGGUGCAAGAAGAAUCCAGUACCAAACUCGAAUGGACUCCCGGUCCCAAAAAUGUUUUGUUUUACCACUUUUAGGAUAUUCAACUUAUACGGUCUUUUAGGAUAGUCUUGACUUUUCUGAACUUGCUUGUUUUUUCUGCUUUUGUCCGGGUGAUGAACCUUCUCUUCGGCAUUUUGGUUUGGGGGUCUUACCAUGCGUGGUCUUGGCGGCCAGCCACUUUGCUGACUCUGUUUUUAGAUUAACUGAAUAAACCGAGCUAACUUGUUUA
Hippocampus comes (tiger tail seahorse) is the source of this 3020-nucleotide messenger RNA. Its product is annotated as protein spinster homolog 1. The transcript is spliced from 19 exons. Gene Ontology annotation, biological process: transmembrane transport. The record is from RefSeq and is a predicted model, not a curated record. Gene Ontology annotation, molecular function: protein binding; transmembrane transporter activity. The coding region runs from base 419 to 2650 and encodes 743 amino acids. NCBI's taxonomy places the organism in Eukaryota, Metazoa, Chordata, Actinopteri, Syngnathiformes, Syngnathidae. Gene Ontology annotation, cellular component: membrane.